This is a messenger RNA of Nylanderia fulva, 1516 nucleotides long. RefSeq names its product SH3 domain-binding glutamic acid-rich protein homolog. The record is from RefSeq and is a predicted model, not a curated record. Gene Ontology annotation, cellular component: cytoplasm. NCBI's taxonomy places the organism in Eukaryota, Metazoa, Arthropoda, Insecta, Hymenoptera, Formicidae.
GAACCGGCCCCUCUGAAUGACGUAGCGGUCAGGCCAAGCAGAAGCAGCAGGAGAGAGCCCGGACUUAGGCCGGCCCGUCUCUCAUUAAAUCAGUGUGUUACGCGUCAGCGUCUAAGCUAGUGCGAUCGGCUAAUAACGGUCCUUAGGCAUCCAGGAGCGACCGGUUGUUGGUAUUCGGCUGCAGCAAAAGAGAGGGAGAGAGAGAAUAAUCUACGGUGAACUUCCGUACGUCCGAUCGCUAAUCGGAUCGGAGGACAGACAGAGAGAAUUUAAUUACGUCGUCUAUACGUCGUCGUCUCCCAGGCAGCCAGCCAGCCAGCCGGUGGAACAACCAACGAUGGUCGUGAAGAUCUACAUAUCGGGUAUCAGCGGUAACAAGGAAGUAAAAAAGAGGCAACAACGUGUAACGAUGAUUCUAGAUAGUAAAAAUGUAGAAUACGAGAUCAUUGAUAUAACAGAGCCGGGCAAGGAACUAGAUAAAGAAUUUAUGCAAGCUAACAGUAAUGCUAGAACCAACAAGUAUCCAUUGCCACCGCAAAUAUUUAAUGAGGAUGAUUAUUGCGGAGAUUAUGAAGACUUUGAUUUAGCAAACGAAUUGGAUGAAUUGGAAAAGUUUUUGAAAGUGACACCGGCAAUCAGCACUGCAGAAAUCACUCUUGAUUCAAAAUCUCAAAAUGCUGAAAUUCAAGAGAAUGGAAAUACUUCAAGUCGAGAGCCUUCUGCGGACAAAGAAGCAGAUAUAGUACUCUCUGAUAGUUUACCAGAAAGAACAACUCUAGACAGCAACAACAAAGCCUUAGAUGACUCUAAACCGACUGAAGCAGAUAGCGCUGCAAAAAUUAUUACUAGUGAUGAAGGUGAAAAUGCUGAAGAUAAUGGGGAUAAAAAUGAAGAAAAAUCCGACGACCAAGAAAAAGAGGAAUAAGAUACGCGAGAUAUACCCAAGUAAAGUUGGGAUAUAUUCCAUACAUCCUUCCUUUUCCACCCGAGCGUAUUUUGCAAAGCUACGUUUAUUACAUUACUAAGGCUGAAUAAAGGUACUGCCAAGAUAAUAUUCUGUAUUAUGGAAAGUCUGCUGAAUGAACAGUACAAGUGACACGCAUAGAGAACAUACUUUUAUAGGAUAUACUUUGUAUUUUAGAUCAAGCGCGUCUUCACACACCAAUGUCUGUUUUGAAACAGAGGUUUGAUUGGGUGAUACAAAACACAUACAUCCUUAAUAUUGUUGUCUUUAUACAUGUUGUCUUCACCUUUAUUGUUUAUUAUUUCAUAUUAUUUCGCACACUGCUCCGCACCCAAUAUAUUACAGCACUCUCGAUAAAAUUAAAGCAAUUUUUUCUUUUUUUUUUCCCCAUUAAGAAUGCAACUUUUUAAUUAUUUUAUUGCUAGCUGCGAAGCGUAUAAAUAAAUAUAGAAGAUAUAGCAACAAAUGCAUACACACGAUAUCAUUUGAGAUAUACGAGGACAAAUAUACAUAUAUAUAUUAUAUAUCGAAUUUUUUUAUGUCUAAAAAUAU